CAAGCCCGUAUUGAAUGAUGGACUGUAUGCUGGCGAAAUAACAGCUGCGGACUGCCUGAAGUGGGAGGGCGGUCGUUAGCCUGCUAAGGGCGAAAUAGGCCCUUCCCAAUUUGCCGCACAGGGAAUCAAUAUGGCUCUGCCAUGUUAGGCUUUGGUCUAUGUGGAAGCCCAAAAAGCACGUACUUUUAACCUGGUCUAUGGUGCCGCCGGUGAGGCCUACAUGCAAUGGACGGCGCUUACGUCCAGACAAAUAAAACUGGAUGAAAUGUGUUUUGGUUAGGUUUAGUAUGAGGCCGUUUUGUUCGAACCAAUUCGACAGUUGUCCAGCUACUACGUUUAGCUUCAAUUCUAGUUGAUCUAUGUUUGGGGCGGUUACAAUUGCCGCAACGUCGUCCGCGUACAUGUAGACCUCGCCUCCACUGACUGCUCUAGGUAGGUCAUUAAGCAGAAUGGAGAAUACCACAUUUGACAGGGACGAUCCCUGGGGGACGCCGAUGGCGGCCGGCAGCCCGUGUGAAUUCAAAGUGCCUCUUUGUCCAGUUACAUACUUACUACGUCCUUUUAUGCAUUAAAUCUGACCUGGUAGACUGUAGUGAUGGAACUUCGAACUCAGCAACUCAUGGUCGACCACGUCGAAGGCUUUCGAGAGGUCACAGAAAAUAAUUCCGACCUCAAGCUUGCGUUUUCGCGCCUCAAGCACACGGCGCACCACCUCACGCGCUAUCAUUGCGGUUGAUCGUCGCGGUCUGUAUAUGCAUACUGGCGUCCAAUAAAAGAUGCUCAGAAAACGUUGUUGCGUAUAUUCUGUCCUUCACGGGUGCACGCGUAUGGCCCGUCUAUAGAAAUUACUAAGUCUAUGAUAUAUAUCUCGUCAUGGAGAUAUAAAGUUGAGCAAACUGUAACAUUUUUAUCAUAGUAAAUUGAACCUUAUCGCCGAGUCAGAAACGUGUUCUUACCAGACUAGAGAAAACGGUCCACUUGAGAUAGCAAAGGUGGGUCGCUGUGUCUCACUCGCAUAUGUUGCCAAUGUUAAAAACAUACCAUUGUGGUAGUAUUUUUAUCAAUACACUACAGAAAUUAAAUUCUUUCUUAUACUAUUUUAGACCUAUAUUCAGAGUGCGGUUCUUAAAUCUUUCAAGUCAUUUGUAAAUAAUUAUAAUGUCAAUAGUAUUAACUGAUUAAACAAAGCGUGUGCAUAACAAAAAAAACAUUAAUUUUAAUAUGGUAGACAUUGUAGAAACUUUGAAUAUUAAAUGGUAUCCCCAACUUGAUGACAUAUUUCUAAAUAUGUGAAUGGUGGGGCUCAGUAUUUGCGAAAUAUUUAAAAAAAAUGGGUAAAAAUGUUGUGUCACAGGUUGUAGAAGUGAAAAUUUUGCUGAUUGUGGUAUAUCUUUUCACAGGUGAAACACAAUCAUUCGAUUUUACGAUAAAAAUACAAGACGAGAAUUGUCAAUCUCAUUAGGGUGACCAUGAUGUCGGCACGAUGUGAAUCAGUUUUACACAAUUUUUAUUACGUACUUAAGUAUGUUUAUUUAAAUAGGUACGUCUUUAUUUCGGCAUAAAUAAUUGCCUACAUAGGAAAUAUUACGUGGAACUCUGGGUAAGGGGCGCCAAUACCACAAUCCAUCACAAUCUGAGGGUCUACCGCGAAACAAGAAAAUCGAAAUUCCAUUAUCUAACCUCUCUAUCACUCUUGCGUAUUCAAGCGAUGAAGAGGCAGAUAACCGAAUUUCAACUUUCGCGUUUUCCGUUCACGAUAGGCCCCUUGUAAACAAACCGCCGUGAUGCAUUAAUGUCAUAUUUUAUUAUCUGUGAAAACUCAUCAAAAACAGUUUAAGGCACAAUAUGUAUAAGUUACUCUAUAGCCCCCUCCAGACUAUGCGCGUGAAUCGCGGCGCGACUUCGCGGAGCGAACAUACCGCGACGUUGACGUAGACUCUACACUCGCACAACUUCACGGCGAUUUCGCAGUUUGGUUCGCGGCAAGAUGGCGCCGAAGAGUUAGCUGAUCGGAUUUAGUUUGCGGCAAGGCACUGAUUCAAACUGGGAACUGUCAAAUUGAUUUUUGGUUGAUCAAGUUCGCUCCCAAUAACCAAGUAGCCGCCAUAGAAGAUUAACCGACUCGUGAGCGAAUCGCGGCGCGAAGCGAUUGCGAGGAUUUGUUAGACCUGUACUCCAAAAGCAUAAAAUUGUUGUAGUAAUUCACCGAAUCGCAUUUCACCUCGAUCUCAUAUUUAAUUUUCGCAUUGUGUCUCAAUAGUUUUUUUUUCUAGUGGCUUUAAGUUUUAGUCGCAUUUCACCUCGACCGUACAUUUAAACAUCGCGUUGUGACUCAAUCGUUUAUUACUUUAGUCGCAUUUCACCUCGAUAUUGUAUUGGCGACGUGAUUCAACGCAACGUCAACGUCACAUAGAUAAAAUUUUAAUGAGUUUGAUAGCACUUGAGGCUUAAUCCUACAAGUACAAAACGUGUUUAAAAAAACACUUAAUUUUAGUGCAAGCAUCAAAUUAACGUAUCAAGUUAAAUAGAGUCCCAAACAAACGUCGAUCGCGGCGAAAUGCCUCUUCGGUAACAUACUACACGAAAAAAUAACAUACUACAAAUUAAUUAUACUAAUGUCAAAGGCUACGGGAAAAAGUGCGUCAAGUAAAAAAAUCCAGUGAUAUCUUUUUCAUUCAAGGUGAAAUGCGAUUCGGUGAAUUACUACAACAAUUUUAUGCUUUUGGGGUACAGGUCUAACAAAUCAUUGCGAGUGUGUAGUCUUGCGCUUCGCGUUUCCUUUGACGCGGGCCAAAUACCGACAAAAAACGGGGAAUAAGGCACGAAGGCGUGAACAAUCUCCGAAAUCGACGCGAGGGUCAUCCGCACUCGCGUUCGCGGCUUCGCGCCUCGAUUCGCUCACGAGUGUGGAGAGCCCUUAUGGUUUAUGAAAGGUGCUAGUGCUGCACUCUGGCGGCGGAACAUUCCAGUAAUACUCCCUUUUGAAAUCCAAGAUUCUUAAACAUUCCAUACUUACGUUUAUACAUUAUAUUUUAUUUCUGAAACGGUUUUAAACUAUUCAUAUAUACGUACUCGAUUCGCUAUAGGUUGGGCACACAAUUCCGUCAGUAGAAAAAGGUGGCAAAUUUGAAAACUUUAGUUUCAAUCACAGAUCUACGAUUGAUGAGUCAAUGACGCUUACGCUUAAAGAUAGUUAAAGUGUGCAAAACGGAAGCAGACUAGAAAAUACAACACUUAAAUCGACCGGGAUAUAAACCGUGAUUACUUUUUAUAUUGUUUUGAUUGAGCUCCCGAUAUUUCGACGCUUCGUGUUACAUGCAUCUUGUUCACGGGUAACUGGAGAUAGUGGGUGGGUGUCAAAGUUGUGUAGACCGCGCUUGGUCUACCCUCAUUCGUGCGCGUCGCUGCGUUCGCUUUCAACGUUACCACUGGUCGCGUCCUCACUUGUUAGUCUAUCUAACACCGCACUCACAGUGUCACUACGAGUGUUUGAUUCGAAUAUCAAUGGUUUUUUUACACAAACAAAUCACAGGAUUCCAAACAUUAGACAAUUUGAACCCAUCUUCACGAUUGAAAUUUCUGUAUUUAUGAAUUUCAAUGGCUUCUCUUACCAAUCUUGGUAUAUAGUGGCCUUCUGUCGAAAUGACCUUCGGAAGUUCGGACUAUGCAACUCGAUCCAGUGAUUUGUACCCGACUCAAGGAGAUGCUUAGCAAUAGCUGACUUGCGAAUGUCAUUGUUCUUGACCGCAGCGAUGUGUGACACUCAGUCUAUAGGAAACCGACUCACACAGACCGCUAUUUCACACCAUCAUUCCAGACAUUUAAACUCGGUUGUGGCAUCACUGACCAAUUGAGCACACGCUCUGUGUGACCCGCUACAUCUAAAUCAAGAGCUGAUCCACGUUCAGAGAGUCCUGAGGAAUGAGGAUGAAUGGUUACCGAGUUACGACCGCGAAACGGAAUAGCGAUUAAUUGAAGCUUCGAUAUCGUUACUCAAAAUUAACAUAAUAGAAAUGCUAAUGUAUAAUGAAUACUUAAUUAUUUAAUAGAAUAACUCAGUUAUGGCAGAAAACAUAUUUUAGUUGGUUUUGGCCGUUGUGCCAUGGAUUUCCACCGUUGAUUAUUGUAUUAUCAAACUCACAAAAUCAUACUGGUUGAUAAUAAUAAUAUAUAAAGUUGUGUUACAAUGGUUAUCUGCUCAUUUUAGGUAGUUGAAAUGCUUUCAAGUAAAUUCAAAAUUGUAAAAAAUGCCGAUAGUUUAUCGAUAUAGCCACAACUUUUAGUUACUCAUUGUUAAUCGUACAUAAAAAUGUUGCUGUGCGUGGGUGUGGCUACGGUGACAGCUGGCAUAGACACCAUCUUUUGUGUCAAUGUGAUGCAAACAGCAAAUGUUUUAUUCUUCUUGUUACGGAACAUGUACCACUUAUGGCAUUUAUUUCACAAACAAAAGUGAUUUUUUUAUUGUUAAUCAAAUGUGCACGUUUUAAACAAUUUUCUUAUCUUAUUCCCACUCAUUUUGAAUGAUAUACGAGAAAUAUACUAGACGAGGUGCAGUGAAGUACGUAGUACGUAAAUUAAUGCAUAGAUAAGAAAUAAAAAAUAUCAGUACCGUUAUUGAACUGUAAUUUUGUACCAGAAUUUUCAUUACGGUACAAGUAAACUCGUACAUUGUCAUAUUGAUAUCCGCUUCACUACGAACGAUUGAUUGAUAUUUUUGAAGAUGGAGCAAGCAAAGUGGAGUGCCGUAUAUUAUUCAUUAAAGCAUAAAUUGUAAAGAGUUGUGUUAAAUUUACAUACGAAAUGGUGGUUCAAAAGAAUUGGAAUAAUACUGAAACAACCGCGUCUGCUUCUGAAAGCCAGACUCAAAAUACAGCCACUGUUUCAUGGAGUUUCCAAGCUCCUACUAAAACGUUGACUGUUCGUCCAAACACUACAUGCACCAUGCAAACGAAACAGCCAAUCACAAGGCAAAUAGCCAUUAACACACUAGCAGCAAUGCAUAGACGGUUCAGCCUGCCUGGCCCAGUGCAGCCACAUUCCAGGCCUAUUGCCGAGUUCCGCGCCAGCGCCAACAAGUCUUUGGACAUGCUGCGACAGACCAUACAGUCAGCGGUGACUAGGGAAAUUGAUCAAGUGAUAAAAAAGUAUUUGGAAAAAUUCUUUGUACCUGCAGUAAAUAAUAUUAGGCUGAACUUGGGAGAUGAGUCCGUUAGUGAAGAUCAGGUGCGAGCCAUUUGUCGAGCCAUGCUGGAUGCCACGCGCCUGCUGUACACCACGCCCGCGAAACCGGCGCCGUCCCCGUCCGAAAACAGUGAUGACUCCAACAGUGCAGACAGCAAAAUUAAACAAACCACUUUGCAGAGUCCCUCGCAUACCAAACGUAAGGAGCCAGAGUCAGAAUUCGACGCAUGUUUCAAACGACGGAAGAUAAAACAAGAAGAGACUUCAGACAGCGGGUCUUCAUCGCCCCUACCGCUGUCGACCUACAGGGACCCUGAGAAAUGGAACCCCAACAGGCUGACGCAAGAAACGCUGUUUAUUAUGGGGUCUCACGCUCACAAGGUUUUAGGGUUGGGUAACUGCCGUGGUAGGCUUUACACCCGCCACGCGGGCUUGCUGCGCUACCCGGCGGACAGCUCCGACAAGGAGUGGAUCGCCAGCCACAAUCUGGUCAACGCCGUCGGCGGCAAAACCUAUAUUAUGGUACUCGAAGACAUAGAAGAACUAGCGAACAGCGAUGCCUACCGCCACAACUCUUUACCAAUGCUCGGCGAACUAACUGGCUUCAAAGUGCCACCAUUCAUGCUCAGAAAAAUAAAAGCAUACGUAAUGAAACGGGCCCUCAGUGGAGACAUUAGUAAUCCAGACAGUCCUCAACCCUCCACCAGCAAUGAUGAUCCCAAGUUUAAAUCAGAAGUGAAACUAGAACCAGAUCAAGACACAUACGACUCUUUCGAUGCAUCACGCUACACCGAUAACACUAGAGACUUCGCCGACGUACCAACUAACAAAGAUGACACCGAUUUGACUGAUAUCAAAGUAGAAGACAUUGAAGAUAUCAAAGUUGACGGAAUCAAAGUUGAAGAUCUAGACGAAAUGAAAGUAGACGGGAUUAAGGUGGAAGAUUUGGAUGUGGAUAUCAAAGUCGAAAACAUUGAUGAUAUCGACGGAAUAAAUGUAGAGGAUAUGAAACUGGAGAAAGAAGAUUUUGCUCUGUGCAAACAAGAUGAUGAUCAGAAUCAUUUGGUUGAUGGUCUCCUGGAGUCUGAUAUUGAGUUUCUCAGCAGAAAUCUGGGUAAUAUUGAGAGUGACGCGGACGCCAGGAAAACUAUUGAGAAGUUGACGGGAGCCAAUCCGGAUACUAUCACUCUUGUGGGAGACGAGUUUGACUUGGGGCCCACCUUGAAUACCAGCAACUAUUCUAGCAACCAAACGAAAUGCAUCACCGUGGCGUCGACAACCAGCGGCAUGAUCCACAGCGUGCCCGUGGCGCACAUCCAGGCGCCGCGCAUCACGGGCUCCACCGUGCACUACUACACCAGCGUGCCGCAGCGGACCGUGCACCAUCUGCCCGCCGUCACCAUCCAGGGCCUGCCGCAGUCGCAGGUGCUUCGCGGGUCAGUAUACCAUCGUCAGUAUACCAUCACGGGCUCCACCGUGCACUACUACACCAGCGUGCCGCAGCGCACCGUGCACCAUCUGCCCGCCGUCACCAUCCAGGGCCUGCCGCAGUCGCAGGUGCUUCGCGGGUCAGUAUACCAUCGUCAGUAUACCAUCACGGGCUCCACCGUGCACUACUACACCAGCGUGCCGCAGCGCACCGUGCACCAUCUGCCCGCCGUCACCAUCCAGGGCCUGCCGCAGUCGCAGGUGCUUCGCGGGUCAGUAUACCAUCGUCAGUAUACCAUCACGGGCUCCACCGUGCACUACUACACCAGCGUGCCGCAGCGCACCGUGCACCAUCUGCCCGCCGUCACCAUCCAGGGCCUGCCGCAGUCGCAGGUGCUUCGCGGGUCAGUAUACCAUCGUCAGUAUACCAUCACGGGCUCCACCGUGCACUACUACACCAGCGUGCCGCAGCGCACCGUGCACCAUCUGCCCGCCGUCACCAUCCAGGGCCUGCCGCAGUCGCAGGUGCUUCGCGGGUCAGUAUACCAUCGUCAGUAUACCAUCACGGGCUCCACCGUGCACUACUACACCAGCGUGCCGCAGCGCACCGUGCACCAUCUGCCCGCCGUCACCAUCCAGGGCCUGCCGCAGUCGCAGGUGCUUCGCGGGUCAGUAUACCAUCGUCAGUAUACCAUCACGGGCUCCACCGUGCACUACUACACCAGCGUGCCGCAGCGCACCGUGCACCAUCUGCCCGCCGUCACCAUCCAGGGCCUGCCGCAGUCGCAGGUGCUUCGCGGGUCAGUAUACCAUCGUCAGUAUACCAUCACGGGCUCCACCGUGCACUACUACACCAGCGUGCCGCAGCGCACCGUGCACCAUCUGCCCGCCGUCACCAUCCAGGGCCUGCCGCAGUCGCAGGUGCUUCGCGGGUCAGUAUACCAUCGUCAGUAUACCAUCACGGGCUCCACCGUGCACUACUACACCAGCGUGCCGCAGCGCACCGUGCACCAUCUGCCCGCCGUCACCAUCCAGGGCCUGCCGCAGUCGCAGGUGCUCCGCGGAAUCCCGAUCAACACAAAAACCGGCACAUUCAGCACCGUAAUGUCCCAAGGCACCGCCAGCGCUAUCAUCGGCUUCGGAACUCGAACUACUAACGCUACUCCAGUCCAGUAUGUCAACGUCUCCUCCAAAUCAUUCCCCACUGGUAACAUCUUACAUAACGCCAUCGUUUCUCGUAACAUUCUCAACCGCACAGCGGUCACCUCCGCUAUGUCAUUCACCGUUAACACAGUCAAACAGGCAGUGCAAACUACUCCUAAAAUAAGCACCGUAGUAACAGCGAGCUCUGGAGACUUUGAUAAUAUUUCCACUACUAAAGACAUGAUCGACAACGCGUGUAACUCUUCGGUCAUGCUCAAGAAAGUUCUCACUCUGGGAAGUGCCGGCGCCGCUAAAUCUUUCAUGAUGCAUAACACACAAAAGGUGCUGUCUACGGGUUUCGCUAACGGGUCUACCCCGCCGCCUAACGUGACCAUCGUAAGCUCGGGCAGCACGAUUUUAAGCAACGCCAUCAUUAAUCCUACUUCGAACAUAACGAGUCCCACGUCAGGCACUUUGAGCGCCACUCACGCGACCCUGUCCGCUUUGCUGGCGUCGAAUGCCGAGAACGCCCAAGGAAACAAGAAUUAAAAUUAGCUUAGAUUUCAACAUUCCCAAGUAAUUAAUCAUUCUCGAAUUCAUGAUCUCAAAAUGUAGUUAUUAAGGUAACUAUUUAUUAAUACAUUUCCUAUUUCACUAAGUAUUGCUUAACAUUCUCGUGGCGUAAAAACGAGACAUAAUGGUUUCAAAAUUACAAAGCUAUUUCAAAAUAUUAUGAACCGUAAUGUAGAGUAAUUUUAAAUGUAUCAUGGUCUAAAUUAUAUUGAUUGAAUAAUUCGGUAAACCACUUCACUUAGUACGAGUGAACACUUGUAAUUCGAGACAUGUUUAAUUGGCUUUAUAUUCAUUUAACUACCUCUUAAGUUACCUGACCGCUUAGUUGUGUAAUACUGAAGUCUAUUAUUAUUAUUAAGCUAAAUCGGAAAAUGGUGAGCUAUAAUUAAGUGCUAAGUCAAAGGAUAAAUCCUGGGACCCAUUUCUCGAACGGUAUUAGACUAAUAUAAGCCCACGCUAGAACUGUCAAGUAAAAAAACUAAUAAUAUUAUACAAAUACCGUUCGAAAAAUGAGCCCCUGAUGGUUUGAAAGAAUUUUGAUGGAAAUAUUAAUAAGCAGGGGUCGUACAAAAAGUGCGGAUGACGUCAAACCACUUAUAGGAUGUUUUCAAAUAGUAUUUUUGAUUUUCAUAAACAAUUAUCACUUAUCAUUUAUCAACCUCUUUAUUAAACGAUAUCGCCACUUGAAAUGAGUAAGUACGUUUUUGACUGACACAUUGUCAAUCAGAUGAACAAUAAAUUGACUUCGUUAUUGUUUAGCUAUUGUAUCUUCAGGAUUAUAUUUAGUUAAAAUUUAUAUUUACUAAUGUAUAAGAAAACGCUCUAAAAUGUCAUCUUUACUCGAAUAUUGUGGCAAUCCCACAGACUUGUUCUAACUAAUUUCAAAUAAUUAUACCGUAUGGUAACAAGUUUCGUGAAAUUUAUUUUAUUCACUACAUCACCCUACCACCUGUAUUAUUAAUUCCAUGGAUUUAUUUACGAUUAUUUUGUUACUUCAUUAAUACUACUUUGUUACUACAUGUCACACGGAAGUUUAAAUACAAACUCAAACAUACAGGGUGUGCAAGAUUACGUCAUUUUUACGUCAUCCGCACUUUUUGUCCGACCCCUGUUAAUAAGAUUGGUGAUGAAAAUUAUUAUUACGGUACUCUUUGACUUUAGGACUGGAUUAUAACUUUCUAUCGUCUGGCUAAAUGAAGGUUGUGUUUAUUAUGAUAUGUGCCAAGUUAGAGUACAAAUAACUGUAAAUCAGUAUUAUUUAUAUGUGAUACUUUUUCAUUGUAUUUUAGGACAACAAUGUUUUAAAUAGGUUGUAAGCUGGCGUUUAUUUACAUGUGAAUAGAAUGUGUAGAACUUUUGGGUUAGUGUUAGUAAAUGUUUCGUAUCAUUUCAAUACUUUGUUCAUAAAUGUUGACUACUUAGUCGACGCCAAAAGAAAAUGCACACUAAAUUUUAUCACUGAUUUUAGCGGAACUAGUUAAAUGUUAGAACGUUGAAAUGGUUUUGUAUAUUCCUUUUAAUUGUCUGACUGAAUCUCAUUUCCUUAUAAAAAUAAGUGUCGUUAACCAAAAAAUAUCUUCUACUAUUUGCUUUAAUCAUAUUACAAAUGAAGAAGACUGCUUCGUUUUGCUUUUAUGCGGCUUUUUAUUAGAUUGUUAAUUGUUUUAUAUUGUAUUAUUAUAUUUAAGUUGUAUGGCUGUAGUGUUUAUUUUUUAUAAUACCAAAAGACUAGGCUUUCUCAGCCAUGCUUUUAUUUGUGGCAAUGCUUAAUAAUAAUGUAAGCUUUAUUUUUUGUAUUCUUUUCGUUGCAAUAUUCAUUGUUUUUACGAAUGGUCGUUACUAGCUAUUGUAUUUGUAUUGUAAAAUGCUUAAUAUUUGUGAGCUUUAAUUUUUAAUUUUAUUGUAUUUUAUGCUUUUAGUUGCAAUAUCAUUGUUGUUACGAACGAUCGUUACUGAUAUUUUGGAGCGUAGCGACCAUUAGCUUGAUGCUUGCGUGCAAUUUAAGACAAUAUUUUACAAUUGUUGUAUUUAUUUUAGACAUGCUUUGCGUCUUAAACUAAGUUGUCACUGAUUAAUAUAAAUAAGUUGGCUGUGUUUAUAAUAUUAAGCUUUAAUCUUAUUGUUGUAUUUUAUUUAAGGGAUAAGUUGAUGUCGCGAUGACGCAUGUAGUUUUUCAUUAUAAUUAAAGCUAAGACGACUUUCACGAGAUAGGAGGCAUUACAUGGGAAACAAUACAUACAGAAAUAUUUUUGUAAACAAGAUUUUCGUCCAUUCGCGCAUGUAUAGCAAUCUGCAUUUUGUAAAACAGAACAGUAGUUUCAAUGAGAAUAUUUUUCUAUCGGCCUGUUUUUUCGAAACUUGAUGAUUUUUUACAUUUAAUUAGCGAAGAGUAGUAACAUACCUUAUCAUUGUGUUUCUUAAAAAAAGGGUAAUUUAUAUUACGAAUUAAAAACACAAAUGUAUUGUUGACAUAUUUCCUGUGGCUGAGAAUUUUUCCAUUUGUCCUUUAGAUUUGUAAUAUUUAAAUGUUGGUGGUCAGGACCGUUUUAGCCUAGUUAGUACCGACCCUGCCUGCAAAGCUGAUUGCCAUCACUAGGUUCCAAUCCCUGCGGCGGUAGAAAAUUUGCAAUAUGUCCCAUUCAUAUUUUCGGAGUGCCUAUUUGGAAGUCAAAUUCCACAUUUUAAUCCUCCCUAAGUGUUGAGGGUCUUCGGGAUUGCAGAACGGCAGUGCUGAGCUCGGUCGCUAGAAUUCAACGUCUUGAGUAUUCUAAAGGCUUUGUGGAAAGGCAUUUCGACAAAAUAUAUUAAAACCCCUGUGUCACGUGUUUUAAGUCGAAAAUAGCUCGACAUGUUUCGCUUCAUAACCAGGAGCUCCAUCAGGAGCACGCGUUGAUGGACCGAUGCAAUUUUCAAUUAUGAUGUUUGCAGAAUUUUCGACUUUUAAAACGUUACUGACUUGUUUUACAAUAUUUAAUAUGUCCGAGACUCGCUGAAGUUUUGUUAUUAAAAUUGUAUUUCGGCAUUAUUUACAAGUGUGAUGUGUGUACGGUACGAAACGUGUUUGCUUCGCCUACACUUUUACGGGACCUUAAUCUUCUGCGGGUCAGUUUCUCGAUGUAGUUAAAAGGUUUCCGUAACGUGUCAGAAGUACCACAGUACAUUUUUUGAUCAUUCAGUUGCUCAAUAGUAUUAUUUAAUCACAAAACAUAUUUUAUUCAUGAUUAUAAACAAUGCUAUCGACAAUUGAGACGAUUACUGUAGUGCGACUAAUUUCAUCUAGUGAUGCGGGGUUAUCACCUGACGACCUCAAACCAUAUAGAUCGAAGGAAACGUGAGGCCGCUGGUAUAUCUAAUACUAGAUUACGAAGUCGACGUUUUAUAAAAUAAGUUCCUUUUAUCAUUAUUUUAACGUUAAUUGGCGAAACGGAAGCUACAUGCGUAUUGUUCAGAGACCUGCAAGUCACGUUCGUUUAAGUCCAAUUUACUUGAAUGAAUUAUGCCUACACGUCAGCGCGGAAAAGUUGUGAGGUUAUCGGUCUAUCAAAUAUUAUGAAACUUGUGUACGAAAGAUAAUUUGGUAAUUACUGUCGUAAAUUAAUUAGUGGUGGCGCCAAUUUUUGCAAUAAGUAUAAACGAAUCAUGCGCUACUUUAUGAUGCAAUUAAAGACCGCGAGGAUGAGAAGGUUUAAAAAUAAAUAAAAGGCUUAUUUUCAAGAUAGAUAGAUAUACUACAAAAUUAAUGCCAUGCUUUUAAAAAACAUCCAAGAGUUUAUAUGCAGAUUGGAUUUACUUUGAGCUUCAUAGACAAGACAAAAAGAAAAGGCGAAUCUAAUUAGUAGGUAAGCAGGUGGGCUAAAUGUUAUUGAUUUUUAUCAAAUAUACAUAAGUUGCAGGCGCGAGGGGAUUUGCGCCCGGAGUAGAAUAUUAGCUUGAAUUUUAAUGACUCUUUUGUUCCGCGAAUCCGACCUAUUCCGUAUUUAGAAUUAGCUACUGGGGCAUCGAUCAGAGCGUCCACUAUUCGUUUCUCUGUGACCUGGGUUAAAGUUAGUCUCCUCGGAUGCGGCACGGUAGUAGUUACAGAUCUGGCCAGGUAUUUCCUUAGCUAGGCGAACUAUCGGCUAUGGCAUACUUCCCAUUAGUUAAUACGGAUUUUUAGCUAAUGCUUAUACUGGUUUAGCUCGAGCGAAUGACCGGAGCCCGACUAAAAUAACAACCCUGCUCCCCCGAAGAGGGGGAGGCGAUCCUAUUUUCAGAAUAACUACGAUCAAUUUUUCCGAAAAUACCGCGCCUGCAUUGCUGCAUCUGCGAUAUCAUUCGGAGUUGUCUUUUCGUUUGAGAUAAUACUCGGCACAAAUCCUUUUAAAGGGGCCUGUCAGUUGUUCGGAACUGUCAACUUUUUGUUCUUACUGACAGGCUGAUACCGUCCGGCGGACUGUUAAUCAGUGGGCCCCUUAAGUCGUCGUAUGACAGAAUACCGACCGUCGCUGCGCUUGUGAAUUCUGACAUGUCUCCGAUUUUUAUAAACCGAAUCCUUGAACACUACACAUACUUAAGGUUAUCUUUUCUCAAAAAUUUAAAGAUCACAAUACGCCAGCGCUAGAACUAAAUAGCGCAGUAGAACUAAGUGGUAAAAAGAAUUCCAGAAAAGAAAUAGUAGGAUUAAAAAAAAAUCAAAAUAUAGGCAAAUUACUCGUCUUACGUUUACUCGUCUUGAUAUUGAGCAAUUUCUGAUUAUUUAUUAAGAAAUACGUGCAUAACAAACUACAAAGCAAAAAUAGAAGUAAGAUGGCACGGUGGAGAUAUGCCUGUCACACAACCACAGUCGUGUAUAAACAUGAAACUGUCAACGUCAUUUUAAAUUCGGAAUGAGGUUAAAAACUCAGUUUUUGUUUUUAAAGCGAAACUUAUAAACCUAGAAUAUAUUAUGCUGAAGCGAUCGACAUCAAAAUCGAAGUGAUUUGUUAAGAUGAUUUGUUAAGAUUUAGUUAGUGCUAAACGUUUUCUCCUGAAAUGGAAUUUCAUAGGAAAAUGAGAGUUAUUUCCUUAGAUUUAAAAAGCAAUUCUUCCCAUUUAAUAUAUACGGGACGUGAUACUUAAAUACGGAAACAGUCCCGUAUGUACGGGACGAAUGACAACCCUACCUAUAUAAAUGAGUGAUGAUUAGUCUGGCUACUGAAAUAUUACACACAUUUUUGGCGGGGAAUUCAAAAAAUCUUGGUCUGGUCACACUUUGUGUAGUAGGAAUUAUAGUUUUGAUACUAGAAAAUAUUUUUGAUUUUCUGAGCACACGUAAGGUGCCUAAGGAAAUGAGUUAAAUAUACGUUGACGUGCACUAUGUAAAGUACAAAGACAUAUGUAUAGACAUGUUUCGCCAAGAUAUUCAUUUAUAUCAAAUUACUACUGACCAGUCACUCCACAGAUUUCUUCUAAAUAUUGGUUUUCACUGUUUUCAGUAACUCGUUACGUUCCAAUGUUUUGAUUUUAUUGAUAUUUUCCAGAACUUCUAGUUUAUCCGUUUCUUUACACACUUGUCCUAUUCAUGAGAUUCAGGUAUUAAGAAAUUCACGUACUUAAUCAAAGUUGUAGGCAAAUGUUAGAACUAGUACUUAAAGUAUCAAAAUAUUAAUAGAGCACCAACCUACUAAAUUGUUUACGACUUGUAAAUAUUGCAGUUUUUCGUUAUACAACGCUUCACGUCGACUUCGCACAUUGUAAUUAUAUUAACGAGGUUAAAUAAUAGUUUGCGGACCUCACUCGGUAAAGUCAUUAUUAAUAUUAUUUAAAAUAAACUGAAAUAAACCCGUUAUAAACCGCGAACAAUUUUAAUGAAUGACAUAAAUUGACAACAGACUUUUAAUUUUUUUUUAAAUCAUAGACAAUUGGUGAUACAACAAGGAAAUAUCUGUCAACAAUAUUUGGUUAGUCAGACUAUAGCUCAGUGUUCUUCACUCCAAAAACUAAAAUAGAUUUUUUAUCUAUUGCACCGCCUUUAGAUUCUAGAUCUACUUUUACGUGAUUUCAUUGAUACCUCCAUACCAUUUUUACAAGCUUUUAUUUAACUUGCCCUGUUAAUACCUGUUUGUUGGUUGGUUAGGGUUGGUCAAAUCUUGAAAGCUAAACUUGACCCAUUUUCCGAUAUGAUUGAUUCCAUUUUUCUGAUUGAGCUGAAAAAUUGCAUACAUAUAUUAUGGUACCAUCGAGCUAAUCUAAUGAUGGAGACAGGAGUUGGCCAUAGGUACUUAGCGAUGAAACAACGCAAUCUAAUUGUGUUAGGGGUUUUAAAAUUGUCUCAAUGUUUAUUGGUUGCCUGUGGUAAGAAAAGUACAGUCAGCGAUAAAGGCUUUUGCCAAAAACUUAUUACGUAUGGUUUAAUUCGUUUCAUUCGCCUCCAAACUUCGAUAAUGAAAAUCGUGUUAAACCUCGCAAGUGAUGGCAGUCAUCGAAUAAACUUACUUAGUCGCAUGGAUCCGGCUGAAGAAUAAACUUUUAUAUAUUAUGGUUUUUUUUUUUACAAAUGAACAAAUAUUCACUAUAUUUAUGUAUUCCAAUUGUCUGUUCCUAUGUAGCCACAAACAGUACAGAAAAUGUGUUAAUGCUUUGCUACUUUAAUCAGGAUGGUUGUUAAAUAACUUGACGUAAUUUUCUGUGAUAUAGGUAUUCAUACAAUUGUUUAUCUGUUCAAGUGUUUGAUAAACGCACGUGUGCUAACUGGGGGCACGUUCUAGGGAUUUGAUGUCGAUAAAUAUAUUUAUACAUACACGUGCUCACUGAAAAUUCCUGGAAUAAAGAGGUUCGUAUUAUGUUUGAUAUCGAGCCUCUUAUUCGAAUCGAGUGGCGAUAAAUUAAAACACGACCGAAGGGAGUGUUUUAAAUCGACACGUGUUGCGAAUUAUCUAUUCGCACAUGUAUCGUACAACGUUUUACAGUACAUAUGGCCCUUUAAAUGUUCGACACAGUAACAUAAUAUGCAAAUUUUCGCACUAGUGCGGUAAAGUAGCACCAUAUGUACUGUAAAGAUAAUAAAAGUAUACCGAUGUAUUUGAUUUCAAUAAAAAUAAUUAUAGUAUGAAAUCCAUUUUAAAAUAAAAACAAUAAUACACGAUUUAAUUUAUAUAUUGUUUUUAUUUUAAAAUGAAGAGUUGAUAUUUAUUUAUGUUGAAUAACAUAUAAAUGUUCACGGUAAUAUCAAUAUAAUUUUAUGUCGAUAAUUUUUUUUGACAGUCAGAGCAAGAUAAGUUCCCCCGACAGUUCAAGUGUUAUUUUAAUCGUCAAAAACUUCUAUAAAAAUCAGGACGUUUGCACUUGCACGGGCUGGGCUAUCAAUAUCGCUGCCAAUUUAUCUUGGUCUGACUGUACAUAUUAGUGUCCUGAGUUAGCACACUUAAGUUGAUAACGUUGCACUAAUAGUACGAUAGGUAAGUUUGUUUCUAAAUGCAUUUGUGUCUAAAUGUAGAACUUCGACCAUAUUUUUCAAUCGUUUUAUUUAUAACAAGGCAUUUCAAUAAAUUAUUACAUGAUUCAUUUUAUUACUAAAUAAAUAGUUGUAGGUUAUUAUGGCUGUGUAAAUGAUUAGAAUCAUAUAUUGAUGUUGUUAAUGAUUCCUAUCUUAUCUAAUACUACUAGACGAUAUUAUUACUACUUAAGGCAUUCUCUAAUUGCAAUGUGUUGUAUUAGUGGAAUAUGUGUGUAAUGUUGAAUGUGUCUAAACGUUAGACUUCUAGUAAAUUUAUUUUAACCAC
Cydia pomonella (codling moth) is the source of this 16064-nucleotide messenger RNA. RefSeq names its product mucin-5AC. Lineage: Eukaryota; Metazoa; Arthropoda; Insecta; Lepidoptera; Tortricidae. The transcript has 10 exons. Gene Ontology annotation, molecular function: nucleosome binding; DNA binding. The record is from RefSeq and is a predicted model, not a curated record. Gene Ontology annotation, cellular component: nucleus. The coding region runs from base 4801 to 8301 and encodes 1166 amino acids.